Messenger RNA from Ectocarpus siliculosus, 4043 nucleotides. NCBI's taxonomy places the organism in Eukaryota, Phaeophyceae, Ectocarpales, Ectocarpaceae. The record is from the annotation of a GenBank genome assembly.
AUGCGGCGCUCCCUAGGUGGCCCCGGCGGCCGUCGAGCUUCCAACGGCCGGGUGAUUUUUCCGGAACAUCAGUCCAGUCGCAACAACAUUCGGCGGGGCUCCACCAACCGCCACAUGCCCGUGGAUCUCGGCAACACCGCUAGUCUUUCGCCACCGCCGGCUGCCCACAGCGACCGGCGCAGCAGCCACAGAAGCGGGGCCGCACGAAGGCCAUUCUUUCAGGCGAAGUCGAUCAUGGAGUACGUCCAGGCUGGGGAUGCUGUCGGCCUCGAACAAUUCUUGUUAGAUGCGUCGCCUUCCGAACGCGAGUUCGCGUAUGCAGCAGAGGCGGGUGUCGAUGGCGGCCGCACGCCGAUCUUGGUCGCUCUAAAGAGCGGUAGCCUGGAGCUUAUUCAAUCCAUUUUGAAGUGGUUACCCGAGGGUCAGGCCGGAAAGUUGCUCACGGCGAAGGACGACGACGAAGGCCGGACGGUCCUCAUGCUUGCCGCUUGCUCCGGCGACCCGGCUGUGUUCACAACAGUAGCCUCAAAGCUACCACGCUCGAGCAUGCUUGAGCACCUGUCGGAGACGUGCGUGAGGGGAAACUUGAUUUUCGCAUACGCCGCCAAGACCGGCCAAGCUGCCAUGAUUGAGGCCGUCAUUGCUCAAUUGCCGCUUGAUGAGUGGGCGGCGGCUGAAGCACUAUGCGCGAAGAACUUUUUGGGCGAGACGCCGCUGAUGCAGGCGGCGGGAGCGCCGGAGCCAGGAGCAUUUCAGGCAAUCGCUAAAUUGCUCACGGCGAACAACCUGGAAGAACAGCUGAGCCUUGAAACGGAACAGGGCCAGACUGCGCUGACUAUCGCCACGAGAGCCGGUAACGUCUCCACCUGGAAUGCGGUGGCGAGCAAAAUGGCGGCGGCGACAGUUUUGACCCUGCUCGGAACGCGCAACAACCUAGGCCAGACACCGGCUCAGGUUGCCGUCGCUUGCGGGGCCGACGCUGUCCUCACCGCCAUGCUUCGGCCGGCGUGGAUCUCGGCCUGCCUUCUCAACGCUCCCGACGAGUCGGAAGCCCAGCUGACCGCCCUCGACCUCGCCGCGCGGCCGCCGGCCAAGCUCGGCGUGAUCAAGUGCCUCCUCUCCUGCGGGGCGAUACCGACGGCCCGGGUCGUGCAGAGGCUGCUCCGUACCUGCAGCGAGGAUGGCGGGGCGAUGGCGGGCUCCCACUUCAAGAACAACCUGCUUCAGAUGAAAAACGACAUCAACGCCCUGGUGCUCUCCGUCUUGAGACACCUUCCGGACACCGUGGAAGGCUUCGACCGCUUUUCCGCCCCCGCGGCGGGAAACGCCGCCGGCACCGGCGCCGCGAAACCAAAGCUGGGGCAGAAGACCAACCCUGCGCUGACCCCGGCAAAGCUGCUCGUUUCCAAGAUGCCCACCUUUGAGGAGGGUCACGACGGCGCCGUCGAUGAGGGCAACGCAACGGCGGCGGCAAAGCUCAAUCUCACCUCGACAAUCGCGCGGGGUGUUACGGCCGCCAGCAGUGGUAGGUUGGGGGCCGCUGCCGCUGACCUCGAUGAUGCUCCUGCAUCGGAGGUGGGCACGACCCUCGUGCAGGAAAUGUUGGAGCCGGAGCUGGCGGGGCUUCAGCCCAGAGAUUGCGCGGGUCCACUAGCGCAGGCAAUGCAAUCCCGGCACGUGGAUUUCAUCUACACGCCGCUCGUGGUUGACUAUCUCCGGCUCAAGUUUAGUGCUGGUCUACCCAACCCCUUCCGCGAAACGGAUUGGCGCCGUGAGCAUGGCCGGGUGGACCGGAACCUGGCAAGGUUCAUGGUGAAUGAGGAUGAAUCCCAGCUGAUGGUCUACAUUCUUCAGGGAGGGUGUCCUGACUCGCCAAGCUGGACCUAUCUUCCAGGCCUGCAGUUCAUCCUCGCCGGUGUCGCUGGCAAGACCGCCGCCUUCUUCGGUGUUCCGGCCAUGCGCCUGGCCUUGGAUGUCCUCGUGUACACUGGCGUCGUCUCUGUGUUCGUGCUGAAGGUGGUGGUGCUGAGGGAUGUCGGCAGGAUUACAGCCUGGGAUGUGCUGUGGUUGGUGUACCUGGUCGGGGCCAUAUGGAAGCAGGUGCACGAAGUGCAGGAGGCCGGGUCCCUCCGCGUUCACCUCUUCAACCCCUGGAACGUCGUUGAGGCUACCAAAUUGGCUUCCCUCUCGACCGCCUUCUUCUUCCGCAUGCACGCCUGGGUCUGCGACGGCCACGGCGAGUACUUCUGCGGCCAGCUGUCUACCGGCUCGGGGUCGGUGAACGAGCUGAACGAAGUGUAUCUGGCACAAUACUUUCAGGCCGCGUCAGCUCCUUUCGUACUCGGGAAGGUCCUCUUCCUCACGCAGGUUCACUCUUCCCUGGGACCGUUGAUGCACUCGGCCUUCAACGUGAUAGGAGACCUGACAAGGUUCGGGGCGCUGAUGCUGGUCAUCACCCUAGGGUUCGCGCUAGCGUUCUACGCCAUGUUCGGUUCCAUGUCAGCCUCGCUACCGGACGGCGGCGACAUCGCCGAGUACGACACCUACUACUCUUCGAUACUGACGCUGUUCUCCAGCAUGUUGGGAAAUUUCAGUUUCGAGGUCUUCAAGGGUGCUCCGAUGGCAGAAGCGGGUGAAGUUUUGAUGGUGUUCUUCCUGUGCGUGAUGAACAUCACGCUCCUAAACUUGCUCAUUGCCAUCCUGGCCACGGCGCACGCGAGGUUGGAAGGGAACGCAGACAAGGAGGCCGUGCUUUCCGAAGCCGUCAUCAUCACGCAGUACAGGCGAGCGAUGCGCCUCGAUUCUCUGCCUUCGCCGCUCAACGUUCCCCAGGAACUGAUCUCGUGCGUCCUCUGGAGACACAAGGAGAGGGCGAAAGAAGUCUUCGCCCGAGCCGUGUUCUGGCUCGUGUCCGGGCCGAUAGCGAUAGCCGCUACGGCAGUCCUCUGGGCCGUGUCGUUGCCGCUGACGCUGGCCUGGGCCGGCCGCGUCCUUCGAUCGAACGGUUCCCUGAUGCUGGUUCCGGCCCUGCUCGGGGUCUCGUUCAACGUGGGAGUGGCGCCCGUCGCCACGACCUGGCUCUGGCUGCGAGGCGUGGCGGGUAUCUGGAAGCAAGGACAUGGGACCAUGGAGACGAGCGAUCGCAACGAGAUCGAGGCGUCGAGGGCGCACCGAAGGGGGAGCUACGUCGGUCCUCCGGCCUCGCCACUUGCAGGGGUAGCCUCAGCGGCCCUCGCCGCCAAGGCAGCGAGCGCCACGGGGGGCAACGAAGGGCGCCAGCGCAAACCAUCCUCGCAUGGCACGCCAGCCUUCAAGCUGUGGCAGCGAGCCGCUGACAUCGGCGCCGGGGGCGCCGGCGCAGUCCAGCACCUGGGGUUUAAUGUGGUCGCAGCGAUCCGCGCGCUGCAUGGCAUGAGCAUGCAGCAGCUCAAGGAACAAGUGGAUGACCAGAGGAGGAGGGCCGAAGAGCAACAUCAAUCGGAAAGACAUUUCGUUGAAGCCCUUACGGGACUGAAAAAAGGACACGAUCGAUUGGAGGACAUGAUCCGGACAGCGGACAACAACAGAGCAAGGGUAGAAGCGAAGCUGGAUCAAGUUCUCGAGGCCCUCAGCAAUAGCACCGGCGCCGGCAACACGGAGAGCAAAGGUCACGGCAGUGUUUCCGACGCCACUGCACCACGCGCAAAGUUGGAACAAGGGGCUGCGGCGCCGCCCGUUGUUGCCGGUCGGGAAAGUGAUAGGAGGGAGACAUCAUCGCCUGGUGUUGUUGUUGCUGGCCGGGGGAGGGAGAUAGAUGACGGGGGACAAGGUCGGGCUACAGGAGGCGACAGUGGUGGUGACGAUCGGCCAAGAAGGGAUAGUUCGGGGGGCGAUCUAGACGAGUUUAUAGAUCACUAUCAUGCAGAGGCGAAUAUAGAUCGCUGACUUGGUGCAUUGUGUUUUGGCUCCCUUUACUGUAGUUCAGACCCUAGGUGUGAAUAGAGAUGUGCGCUGUGGACUAAAAAGCGAUUUGCCGUCUGGCAGAUAGGCCUGACGAAGAAGUU